AAAACACACACACACACACACACACAAGUGAUCUGAACAUGGGAAAAGAUGAUGUGAAGCUGUUGAGCAUGUGGGCAAGCCCAUUUUGCAUGAGAGUGAAGGUUGCAUUGGCUGAAAAAGAUGUUGCUUAUGAGGAGAUUUUAGAGAGUGAUUUGAUGGGUGCCAAGACUGAGUUGUUGAUCAAAUCUAACCCUGUCCAUAAACAGGUGCCUGUGCUGUUGCACGAUGAUAAGCCCGUGGUCGAGUCCACCAACAUCCUCACCUACAUCGAUGAAGUUUGGCCUGCAAAACCCUUGUUGCCCGCUUGCGCGUAUGGGAAAUCCCGAGCCAGGUUCUGGGCCGACUAUAUUGAUCGCAAGGUGUUUCCGGCCGGUCGUAACGUUUGGACCGCGAAAGAAGAUGACCAAGUAGAAAGCGCUAGGAAGGAAUUCCUCGAUAUCUUGAUGUACUUGGACGGAACUCUGGGCGAACAAGAUUACUUUAACGGCGAUACCUUCGGAUUUGUGGACAUUCUGCUCAUCGGUCUAACCUCAUGGUUCCCCGCCUUUGAGAAGUACGGUGGGUUCAAGGUGGAGGAUGAGUACCCGAAAUUGGCAGCAUGGAUCACACGAUCCUACGCUAGAGAAACGGUUUCGGAAUCGUUAACGAGCCCAGAAAAGAUCACCAACUUUGUAGGGAUGAUGAGGCAGAUGUAUGGCAUCGAAUAGAUCAAGAUCAUUGGCUUACAAAGAUUGGUUACCUCUGAAUGUUAAGCAUCUCAUAUGGAACGGAAGAGAUGAGAGAAUAAAAAUGAGUGGAAAUAAGAAUGUCUGAAUGCAUUUAUGUUUUA
Messenger RNA from Cynara cardunculus var. scolymus (artichoke), 829 nucleotides. Its product is annotated as probable glutathione S-transferase. NCBI's taxonomy places the organism in Eukaryota, Viridiplantae, Streptophyta, Magnoliopsida, Asterales, Asteraceae. Gene Ontology annotation, molecular function: glutathione transferase activity. Gene Ontology annotation, biological process: glutathione metabolic process. Bases 39 to 707 code for a protein of 222 amino acids. Gene Ontology annotation, cellular component: cytoplasm. The record is from RefSeq and is a predicted model, not a curated record. The transcript has 2 exons.